This is a messenger RNA of Clonostachys byssicola, 1080 nucleotides long. The record is from the annotation of a GenBank genome assembly. Lineage: Eukaryota; Fungi; Ascomycota; Sordariomycetes; Hypocreales; Bionectriaceae.
AUGGCCACCCGGUCCCAGGACCAGCGCCUAGUUUUUCAAGUGUCCAACGAGUUAGGCGUGCCCAACUCCGAGUCUCUUGCCAAUCAGUCCAGCACACCCGAUGGCCUGGUUAUCCCAGCCUUUGGAUGGCAUCCCUGGUUUUCGCACCAGCUGUACGACGACUCGGUCUCAAGCCCAACCUACCCCUCCGAUGAAGCAGGUGGCCCCGAGGAAAGAAAACAGAAGCACUACAGCGCCGUCCUCGCCCCCAGCACCAUCACGCCAGACUUCCUCGCCUCCCUGCCCACGCCGACACCAAUCUCCCAGUUCAUCUCCUCCACACGCAGCUUUCUGCAAUCUCACCCCAGCGCUCUCGUAGGCGAGAUCGGCCUCGACAAAGCCUUCCGCAUACCGCGGGAGUGGGAGGACUCGGACGCCGCCUCGAGAGACGAGACCCUCACCCCGGGAGGCAGGGAGGGCCGCCUCCUCAGCCCGCAUCGCGUCUCCAUGAGCCACCAGCAGGCCGUCCUGCGGGCCCAGCUCCAGCUCGCGGGCGAGAUGGGCCGCGCGGUCAGCGUCCACGGUGUUCAGGCCCACGGGGUGCUCCUCAGCACCGUGUCGGCCUGUUGGAAGGGCCACGAGCGCGAAGUCAUCUCUAGGAGGAAGCAGCGACUAGUAGCCCCCGGCGCGGAAGUGGACAGCGACGAGGAGAGCGAUGACGAGGCCUCCAGCUCCAGAAAGAAGAAGGAAAAGACUGCAUGGUCGAAACCCUUCCCGCCGAGAAUAUGUCUUCACUCGUUCAGCGCCGCGCCCGAGGUGCUCACGCAGUGGCUGCACCCGUCCAUCCCCGCCGACAUCUUCUUCUCCUUCUCCGAGGCGGUCAACCUGAGCACCGAGACGGCCAGCGCCAAGUCCAUACAGGUGAUUCGCGAGGUGCCGGAUAACAGACUACUAGUGGAGAGCGACCUGCAUGUCGCAGGGGAGCAGAUGGACGCGGCACUCGAGGCAAUGUACCGGAAAGUGUGCGAGAUCAAAGGCUGGAGUCUGGAGUAUGGAGUGGUGAGGGUAAGGAAGAACUUUGAAGCUUUCAUCUUUGGUUGA